AUGGAUCCAGACACUCGAUCAGAACAACUUAAAGAAUGUUUUCGAUCGAUUAAUGAACUUGUGAAUAAGUUUUCAGGAAUAAGUGAAAAUCUGGAAACAACAGUAAAAGAAGUAAGAAUAGCCGUAAGUACAGUUUACGACCACGUGAAAGAUUUGCUUCAACUAGCAAAUAAAUCUUCAUCCAUCGCCUGCGUCACAUCAAGGAGUUUGACCGAUAAAAAAUUCCUCGGUGAGGGUCAUUUUGGAAUGGUCUUUGAGUGUAAACUGAAUGGAUCUAGAGUGGCUGUUAAAACACUGAAAGAACAAGCUAAGACUAAGUUCAGGGAGUCAGACUUACUUCGUUACUUGAGUCACGAUAACAUCGUGGCAUAUCGCGGGAUGGGUUAUAUGACUGGAAAGGAACUAGGCCAGAUUUCACGAUCUGAAAACUCCGUGAUAGACGAAGAUCAACAUAUGUUUCUUGUAAUGGAGUUCAUGUCCAAGAACUUGUUCCAGUACAUCAGGGAUUUGGAAACACAUGAAAGACAUGGACUAACAGAGAGUCAGACUUGGAGUGUCGGAAAGCAGAUAUGCAGCGCAUUAUCCUACCUCCACUCUCUGGAUGUGGUUCACAGAGAUCUGAAGCCAGACAACAUUCUCAUAGAAGUGGGGCCUAGCCGAAUCUUGGUGAAAGUAGCAGACUUUGGACUUGCAUGGUACAGUCAGGGGGAAGCAAAUGAAACAGAAUAUGUCAGACCUUCAGGAUCAACAACACGAGGGAUGAGUUCGUACUACUUAAACAUCCGAUGGGGAGCCCCAGAGUUUGCCAGAUAUGGGGAAAAGGAAUAUGAUAUCACAGAUUACAAACAAGGAGAUAUGUAUUCAUUUGGACUGGUGAUGACUUACACACUCACUGGAGUGAAAGCUUUGGCCAACAUAUCAUCAUCAUGUCUUUCAUCAGAAUCUGAUGAAUCAGACGAUGACCCUGUGAAGUUACCAAAAUCUUUGGAAGGGACUCUACGAGCUGCUAUAGAAACAUGUGUUCAACAUGAUCCAGAAGCAAGGAAAAGUGCUAGACAUCUAUUGGCAGAAUAUUUCUCAGUGGAUAAAAAUCCAUACCAGAUUGACCCCACACAAGUGGAAUUUUUCUCGUGUGGAUUCAUGGAGAAAACAGAUAUAUUUGUGGCAGAUUCCUAUAUAGGGGAAGAUGAUGCAACACUUGGGUACUUAGAAUCACCCAACAGAAAAAGACCAACAGGAUAUGACCACAACAAUCUGAUAUGUAAGAUAGAAACAGAGGGUGCACCGUAUCGAGACCCACAUAUCCAGUGGACAGAAGAGGAGAUAGCACAGUACCAGGAUUGUCUACAAAAAUAUCUACAGAUGGCCAAGAGCAGAGAGAUAGACAACAAUCCAACAUCAGCACUGAAAGGCUUGGUGUUAGCAAGACCUGGAGAAGAUGAAAAACAAACCAUUGCUCUCAAUUUCAAGGAGUCUGACUAUUGCCAUCAUCGCAGCAUGCGAGAAAUUUGGAUGUCACUUUCUCCUUCAGAAAAGAAUCAGGAAGUUCCAUGCAAAGGAGAUGUCCAUCCAUACUUCAGCAAUUCAUUUGGGCUCCAUGUUGCUAUUCUAACCAAUGAGGGUCCAGAUAAGCCACAGAAAUUUGUAUUUCCCCAAAGAGCUAGAAGAAAAGGCAUGUCAAGCCCAGGUAACUUUACAUGUGGGGCUGUAGAAAGUGUCUCCAAACCUGACUAUGUUAAUAUUGAAGGUGAAACAUAUGUCAAUCUACUCAACACAGCGGCUCGAGGAUUAAUGGAGGAAAUUGGUCUGGAAUUGACAGGGAAUGAUCUGGAUGCCAUUUGCUUGAUGACCAUAUACCUCAAGUUUGAUUUCCAUGAGUGGGGUCUGUGUGGUUUUGUUGACCUGAAGGAUGAGCGGAUAGCAGAGGAGCAUCGCCUCAGUGCAGAAAGCAUCAAGGGGCGCUUUACCAGUGGACCUAAGGACAAGUUCGAGCAUCAGACACUGACUUUUGUGGACUUUGAGUUGGAGCCUAUGGUUGAAUUUGUGUCAAAUAAUCAUGAGAACUUUGCUAGUUCUGCCAAACUAGUGGUGGUCAAGGUAUUGGAGACGUUCUUUGGGAGUGAUAAAGUACACCAAAAGUUUAACCAAGAUUUAUAGGUGGUUCUUAGUGUCACAGUCUGGCUUCUAAUUCUUAUUCCAAAUAUUGAUGUGAUUAAAAUGUAAUACUCCACAACAAAUUGUAUACCGGUUGUUUAUAUACUCAGAAAAAAAGUAAUUUUGCUUUAAAAUUUCAAGAAUUUUCAAAAUACUAAGAAGACAUACUGAAGAUAGUGAUUAUACCCAGUGGUUUAGGUGUCCAAAAUUUCUACAUUGUUAUCUGUUUGUAUUUGUGUAAUCAGUCUAGUUUACAUGUAAUAUUUUAGUCUUAUGAAGUACUCUUCUCAUAAGUUAUAUGUACCUAUUUGCACUCUGAAAUAUCAUACUUCAGUGCCAAUAUCCAACUUUCAGGUCACUAAUGAGAUGAUGGUGACAAUCAACAGUACCUGACUGUGAUAUAUUGUAUAGGGAGUUUUCUUCUUGAUAAGGACACCAGACUGUAGAGUCAAGUACGUAUAUAGAAUACUACAAUGGCUGUUGUCCUUUUGUCAACUUGUACUACAAAUCACUAUUAGUCAUGAACGAUCAAGUGGAUUUUUACCAAAUUUGGUCAGAAGCACUAUUUGGUGAAGAGGACUAUGUUGUGUUUUUUUCUAUAAAUGAUGGGUCUGACUUCUUGGAAUCCUAGGGGCAGGAUUCAAAAGAAGAUAUCCAGCACAAAUUAUUUUUCAUAAAAGAUCUGAAACAUCCUUUGUUGAAGGGGUCUAAGAUUUAUAUAAACAGUGGGUUUCAGUCCCCUAAGGAAAUACAGCAAAUACUGUAGACCUCUUACAUGUGCAACAUUAAGGCACAUGUAGUGGAGUAAAUUCUUUAAAAUCCUUCCUCUUUAGUGGGAAUGCAUAUAUUUUGUCCUAGUUUAGACUGAAACAUACUUUGGUGAAGGUGACUGAAUAUUUUUAUUUUUUUUUGUUAUAAAAUGUAGCUAUUGGCCUCCUUGGGAAUGAGGGGCAAGGCCCAAUAAUGAAAAAGAACAAAUUCUUUAAAAUUCUUCCUCUUCUUUAGGAAUGUAAGGAUUCUGUCUCCCAGUUGGUUUGAAACAUCUUAAAGUUGAAAAGAAUUGAAAAAGGCCUAAUAGGUGAAAUAGAGCAAAUUCUUUAAAACACUUUUUCUGACUUUUCUUUAGAAUUUCUUUUGCUUUAUCAAGGCCAGGUGAUACAGGCUCUGCAGGCCUCUGACAUAGAAUACACAACAUUAAGACACAUGAAAUAUUUUUUGUAAAGAUUACUUACACAAUAUCUGAACAUUCAUUUACAUAGUACUGUAUAUUAACAUAUUUGUUAUCUUUGUUGUGCUUUUUUUAUGUGCUUUCCUUUGCCUGAUUUUCUUUCUUACUCUUAGCAUACAAAUUUGUUACUUCCUGGUUUGAAAUGAUAAAGGUGUGAAAAUAAAAUGGAUAUUGGUCCCAGUGGGUAUUGUGCUAUUUAUUCAAAAACUCAAAUGUCAGUAAAUUGAUUUAUAUUGAGAAACCAUAAACUAUUAGCCCUACCAAGAUAUAUAUGAAUUUAUAGUAUUUUCCCAGAAUAUGACAACAUUCUCUUCACGUUCACAUUUUUAUUUUUAUGCUGGCCAGUGUUUAUUAUCCAUGUUGGAUGGCAGGAAGGCACAUGAAUGGUUAAGCACUUGCCUCUCACAAAGAUAACUGGUGUUCAGUUCUCUGGUCAGACAUUAAGAUGUAUGAAUUUGACUGUGUGUUUCUAUGGUUUCUGGACCUUCAAGCACUUCCGUCCGAACCAUUAAGGGAGAAUGAUACUCAAUGCUCUGUAGUAAUGCAAUGCGUUAUACAAUAGUCAUCAGACAAAUGAACUCUGAAAUUAUUGUGUAUGUACAAUGUUUUCUGUCAAUAUUUUAACUUUUUUUACAUGUUAUGUGCACAUUUUUAUAUCAUGUUAUUAAUAUCCCUGUAGUCUUUUUCUUGUCACUAUUGUUGGCUAUUCACUAAAAAAAAUUAAGUUGCUUUAUGAUACUUAACCAGUUUCAUAGUAAUGCACAUGUUGGUAUUGAUAUUUCAUAAUAUGAACUUUUCACAAAAAUGAAACAUGCAAUAUACUAGUUCUCAAUUGACUUAAAAAAUAUCAAAUUCCUACAAAU
Ylistrum balloti is the source of this 4245-nucleotide messenger RNA. RefSeq lists its product as uncharacterized. The transcript has a single exon. The coding region runs from base 1 to 2157 and encodes 718 amino acids. The record is from RefSeq and is a predicted model, not a curated record. NCBI's taxonomy places the organism in Eukaryota, Metazoa, Mollusca, Bivalvia, Pectinida, Pectinidae. Gene Ontology annotation, cellular component: cytoplasm. Gene Ontology annotation, biological process: protein phosphorylation. Gene Ontology annotation, molecular function: protein serine/threonine kinase activity; ATP binding.